AUGACUGCGGACGGCAACCUGGAGAGAAUCCGGGAGGAUCUAAUUCGGCGCGCACGAAUGGAGAGAGGUUUUGACCUGGAGCAGGGUCUACCGCAUGGGAACUCUCCCGAAGAACUGGGCGAGGAAGAGGAGCGAGCUCGCGGAGGCCUGGCAGGCCUGUUCACCCGCAUGAACGAGCGCAGGCAGCAGCGGCAGCAAAUGCCUGAGGUCGAGGUUGUCGAGGAGCCCAAAUCGCCAGUCGUCGUUCAGCAGGCAGCUGGCCAUCGGUUCACCCUCCCCAGGUUCAGCCGCUUCUGGGCCAGCGGCGCCAACGGGCCAGGAUCUCCAGCGCCAUCGCACUCCGAGUGGCCGUCUGCUCUUCCGACGUUUAAUACAGACCACCAAGCCGGGGGUCUUUCCCCGCCACAGCUAGCCACACAUGCGCGGUCAACCAUCCGGGCACCGUCGAGUUUCUACUCCAGCAUGGAGGAUGUGUCCACCAGUCAGGACACAUCCUCCUCACGGCCAAGACAUGAGCGUCGGCACGGUCGCCGCCGGCAUAAACACAAGAAGAGAGGCCAUCAUCGUGGGAGUCGGAAGCGAUCGAAGAAGCAGCCGAAGAGGUUUCUCGGUUGCUUCCCCUGGGUCAAGUCGCGGGAGAUGCGUGCCCAAAUCCUACGAUGCUUUGUCACCGGUUUAUUCUUGGUCUCUCUUCUAUCAGUUUAUCUCGCUCUAUCGUUGACAAAGAACAUCCAAAUGGGAGACUUCACAAUUGUUCUCAUCGUCAUCAUUGUCUUGGGCACACUGAUAUUCUGUUAUGGUCUGGUCCGCCUGUGCGUCUUGGUUCUACGACGAGAUCGCGAGCGGGUGCGGGAGACAACCCGACCGGAACCCUGGACACCUGGCGUAUACAAAAUUCCCGAGGAGCCGAUACAAGUUCGAUUGGCCAGCGACGAGGAGGCGGUGGGCGCUGUCAAGGACAAGAAGAAAGUCACUCCACCCGCAUAUGGCAUGUGGCGGGAGAGUGUGCGAGCUGACCCUGACCGGUUAUAUUGGAAGCGCAACGAGGAGACGGUUCCAAGCAUGCCAGAACCGACGGCGGCGAGAGCUGGUCCUCGGCCGCCGUCUUAUGCUUCAGACGAUGGUGUAUCAUAUGUGGUCGAGGCUGUUCCUCGAUCGGUUGCACCAUCAUCCACAGAAUCAAUGCCACCUCAUCCCUCUGAAGUUGAUAGAAUUAGCCACAACAGAGCGGCCUGGUAG
This is a messenger RNA of Clonostachys byssicola, 1239 nucleotides long. The record is from the annotation of a GenBank genome assembly. Lineage: Eukaryota; Fungi; Ascomycota; Sordariomycetes; Hypocreales; Bionectriaceae.